Molecule: messenger RNA, 7066 nt
Organism: Gasterosteus aculeatus aculeatus (three-spined stickleback)
Lineage: Eukaryota; Metazoa; Chordata; Actinopteri; Perciformes; Gasterosteidae
Product: pleckstrin homology domain-containing family G member 1
Biological process (GO): intracellular signal transduction
Molecular function (GO): small GTPase binding; guanyl-nucleotide exchange factor activity
Source: RefSeq, a predicted model, not a curated record
GGAGAAAGAGAGGCAUUCAGACAGAGGAGAUCCUUAGCAAACUGAAGUGAGAGAAAGAAAAGACAUCAGCCAGGGGAGUGUGUUUGUGUGUGUGUGCGCCCGUGUGUGUGUGUGUGUGUGUGUCUGUGCGUGCAGGAGAAAACCUGAGAGUGUUUGCUCCAGUGUGUAUCUUGGUGGAGCGGACUGCACGUUUGCUCCCAGAAGAAAGGACUCGCAAUGAUUUAGGAAACCUAAGGAAAUCCGUCCAGGCUGCUGGGAAACAGGGUUGGGAAUACUUUGGAUAUGUGACCUGCUCAAGAAAUCCUGUUUUUCCUUUUUUAAAUCUAAAAAACAAACAAAAACUGAUUCAGUCUCAUUGCUGGUAAAUUGGAGCCAGAAAACCACAAUGCCUACCGACGAUUACAACUACCUGCCUGAUGCGCUUCCUCCUCUCCCUGAAGUCCCGGACCCCGGCUCGGCCCUGAGCUCCGUUGACAUUCCGGCCCGCUGCCUCCGCAACCCGGCCUUCCGCCACACCUCCUCGCGCUACUGCUCCGCCCUCAGCAUGGACUCCUCUCCCGACAGCGCCGAGCGGCCCAUCAGCUACAGCUCUACCUCCUCCUCAGCAUCGUCCCGCGACAGUCACUGCUCACUGGGGAGCCGCUCCGCCCUGGUCGCCGCCCCGCACUGCAACCCGGCGCAGCCGGACCGGGACUCUGGGGCGAUCUGGCUGGAGCUUGUCCCCGCCCGGCAGCUGGGGUGCCGGGAGGAAGACGACAGAAAUGAGGGACGGGUGGAAACGGGGCGGGGGCAAGGGAGACAGGGACAGACUCUGACGGAACAUUCGGAGCCCGAGGUUGGUCCAGAUGGACCAGGAGAGCAAACGGGUCAGGUGCAGGGACCCAGGACGUAUGUGGACCGGGUGGUGCAGGAGAUACUGGACACAGAGAGAACCUACGUCCAGGACCUGCGCAGCAUUGUGGAGGACUACCUGGAGUGUAUCAGCAAUCAGUCUCAGCUGGCCUUGAUUUCUGAGGAUAAAGGCUCCCUCUUUGGCAACAUCCGGGACAUCUACCACUUUAACAGGGAUCUUCUUCAUGAUCUUGAGAAGUGCAACGCUGACCCCGUUGCCAUCGCAGACUGCUUCGUAUCCAAGAGUGAAGAGUUCCACAUUUACACCCAGUACUGCACCAACUACCCACGGUCGGUGGCCGUGCUAACCGAGUGCAUGAGGAACAAGGCGUUGGCCAAGUUUCUUCGCGAGCGCCAGGAAUCUCUGAAGCACUCCCUGCCCCUGGGCUCCUACCUGCUCAAGCCGGUGCAGAGGAUCCUCAAGUACCACCUACUGCUGCAUGAGAUAGCCAACCGCAUGGAGAAGGACACGGAGACCUACGAGGUUGUGCAGGAAGCCAUAGACACCAUGCAGAGAGUGGCCUGGCACAUCAACGACAUGAAGAGGAAACACGAGCACGCCGUCAGGUUGCAGGAAAUCCAGAGCUUGCUGACCAACUGGAAAGGCCCUGAUCUCAUCGGCUAUGGAGAGCUGGUUCUGGAAGGAACAUUUCGUCUGCAGCGAGCCAAAAACGAGAGAACUCUCUUUCUGUUUGACAAGCUUCUGCUCAUCACCAAGAAACGAGAAGAAACCUACACGUACAAGGCCCACAUACUGUGCUGUAACCUGAUGCUUGUGGAAGUUAUUCCAAAAGAACCACUGAGUUUCAGUGUGUUUCACUACAAGAACCCCAAACUUCAGCACACGGUCCAGGCCAAAUCCCAACCAGACAAGCGCAUGUGGAUCUUGCACCUCAAGAGGCUCAUACUUGAAAACCAUCCGGCCAAAAUACCUGCCAAGGCUAAGCAAGCAAUUUUGGAGAUGGAUGCUAUGCAUCAUCCUGGGUUUCAUUAUAACCCUGAUGGAGACAAGAAAGAUUCCCAUCAAACCAAGGAUGGUCCAACCCCUCGUAGAGGACGCAGGAAAGAGCCUCUAUCCAAGUUAUUGAAGCAUGCAAAGCAGAAUGCUGCCAAUACAGAAGGCGAAAAGCGAAUAAGUCUGGGUGCCACGCUGCUGUCGCCAAUGUCCCAGCUGGCUUUGGGCACCAUCGGUCGCAGCCGCAGCCUCAUCAACCAAUCUCAGGAGUCGCUGGACCCGGGAGAUCACUAUGACCACAGUGACAGAGAAGAAGAGCCACAUCAGCAAGAUGCUGACGAUGAAGAUGACAGUGGCCUGGGAGGUGGAAAGCGGCUGCGAGUCCCCGGCAAAAGCAGUAGGAAGAGGCUGAACCCUCAGGCAUCCGUGGACAGUAUAGAACAGUGGAAAUCCUUUAAUAUGAGCACUUCAGACUUACAGAAAGCUAGAGAAUCCCUGGUGAGGGAAGGAAGUCACCACCCGCCGCUCGUCAGGACACGUCGUGUAACGGAGGAGCCUCCAGACCCCGCAACUCCCUCCGUAGUAGUCACAGAAAGUGACCAUUCCGUGAGGAACAUCUGGGCCGACCACCGUGCUCGCAGAGCCAUGUUCCCCACCCGCCAGAGAACCAUGCAGCCGGAGGAUGAGGACGAGGACAUCUAUCAGAUGUUUGUCCCGACAGAGCCGAGCGGACCAGAACCAGAGGUGCCCUCGGAGAGGUCAGCGGCCACCUCCUCACCCGCGGCGGCUCGGCCCUGCAGCUGGCACGUCGAACAGCUCCCCACUGUGCAGAUUGACCCUCCGACUGAUGGGGGCCAAGUCCUGCGGAGGGCGAGCAGUGCAGGGGAGAAGGCGACGGAGGUUCGACAGAGUCCUGGCGAUGACCAGGCAGGUAACGGAAAUUUGGAAGUGAUUCACACCGAGUCCUCCAGCAAUGAGAUCUCUGGAUCAUCCUCGGCGGAGCAGCUGACGAUAGACGAUAUUGAAAAUGUGUAUGACAACAUCAGCUAUGAGGACCUUAAGAACAUGGGCCUUGUCAGAAGGGACCCUGAGGAAAGCCUGCCACGGAAAGACACUGCUGCAGAUGCACAGGGUCUCCAGGGGCAGGCGUCAAGGGCAAGGACUGCUCCAGAGGCUCCUGUGGUCUCAGAGCCUGCGAUCGAACCAGACAUUUCCCCAGUGAGCAGUCAGCCCGUCACACAUGAGGGUAGGCCUGUUGGGACGUUGGAGCUCAAGAUAGUAGAGGAGAAUGUCUAUGACACUGUCUGCUUCAGGGAGCCCCCGUCAACAGUGCUGAAAGAAAUACAUGAAUGUGAUAACCUGAAACAAGAGAGAGACAGUCUGCUGGCCUCUGAACAAGACCUCACUGGAAGCAUUGGGGCGUUUGUCUCCGAGGAGAGCCUGCACUUUGGGGAGGACGAAGGACCAGACCCGUCCCAUCGUGUGCCAUGUCACUCCGAGCCGGAUUAUUCCUCCUCGUCUGCCUCCGAGACUUUCUCUCGCCGCUCACAGAAAGGGGAUAAGAUGUCGGAGCAGGUCGACGAGAUCUGGAACGAUCUGGAAAACUACAUCAAGAACAAUGAGAAGAAAGCCGACAAACAUCCCGCGGCUUUCCCCGUCAGUGCCGGCGAGUCGCCUAAGAAGGCGAAAACAGCCAAAGUCAAAGACCGCCAUCCAAAGAGCCCCCCUGUAGUUAGUCCUCAAGCGGCCAGCCCUCAAACCAAAAGUCCCCCAACACAUCAGCCUAAACCCCCACCUGUCACCUCCAUGCCGUCAUUCACCAUCCCAGUCAUCAACCUCCAGGAACCUUCAAGUGAAGGCACCAGUGUAGAAGAAAUCCAGAGCCCUGCUCCUACAACUCACCCACUUCCUGUCACCCCAGACCCCCCCCCUGGCACAGUGAAGAGCAUCCGCAACAGACUGGCACGCCUCAGCAGCGGCAGCUUCCGACUGGAGGACGACGACCUGGUGGAGCUUCCUCCACGAAACAUCCCUCAAAAGGACCUUCCCCUCAAGGACCUUCAUAGCUUGUUCCCAGGGGAGCUGGCGGGUCUGGACUCACCCUUGGCUUCCUCCUCUCUACUGUUGGCGGAGUCCGCGGACUUGGAUCUGAUUGAAAAAUCAAAGAACCGGGUGUUCCUGAUGGCCCGGCAGUACAGCCAGAAGAUCAAGAAAGCCAACCAGUUGCUGCGCAUGAGGAGCAUGGACCCUGGAGACGCUUGUUGUCGGACGAGAACUGAGAAGAAGCAGAAAGACCUGGCAGCCAUCUUGGAAGAAAAGAAACAAGGGGGCACCGCCAUAGGUGCAAGGAUAGCAGAGUACUCGCAUCUCUACGACCAGGUGAUGUUUAAGGAUCCUCCCGGGCAAACCGGGCCACAUCACGGCCAUCCAGGGCUGUUGUCUUCUCCGUCCAUGCCCGAGACGUCCCUGGAGGAGGAGUGGCUCCACUCCACUUACAGCAACGGAGAGCUGGUCAGCUUCAUGUCCUCGUCCGGCGAGUUGGAUGAUGCCCGAGCGUCUUCUACGCCGCAGCGCAGACUCACCUCCGCCUGCUCCACCCCGUCCUUCAGGACCUCCCCGUCAUCUCCGACUAACCCGGCGUCCCAGAGGUGGAGCUCGUGCAUGUCGGCGCCCAGCGAAGAAGAGGAGCACGUGUACAGCUCCAUCAAGAGACACCCUUCCUUCAACGCUCCGUCUUCCCCCUCCUUAAAGUCCCCCCCGUCCAGUCACUGUCAGUCACUCGGCUCCCUGGGCAGCAAGCGGCAGGAUGCCGAGCAGCCCGGACUCAGAUGUGCCGUGCCCACAGACAGACUCCAUGGCCCCAGUCUGGGUCGCACAGGUCGCCAGAGCAGCCUCCCAGAGCGCCCGACCCCAGGACAGUCCGAGCUCACUUUGCGUGACGGUCAGCAAGUGGUGGUCCUGAACCGGGCUUCUGCUCUGAGCAUACUCGGCGCCACCCAGAACUACAUGGCCAACUUCAAGGACGACGGGGAAGACGACGAUGACUACGUGGAGAUCCGCUCCGAGGACGAAGGCGAGCGCGAGCAGGACAGGUUGGCGGGGCGAAGCGACGGCUCGGCGGCCCUUUCGGAUCCCAACCGGGGUCCCGUCCACUCCCAGAGUCUCCCGUGCACACCGGCGCGCUCCUGCGACCCGCUGAGGUCUCUGGAGCGCAAGCAACUGGCGAAGUACCUGUGGAACGAGCCGCAGCAGAGCCAACCCAAAAUCGUCCAGUCUUUGAGGGAGAAGUUCCAGUGUCUGAGCUCCAGUAGCUUUGCCUGAGUCUUUACGACGAACAAAAGCCAAAUGCAUUAAACAUAAACAAACGUACAGCAUAUAGCAACAAAACGGACACAGCUGCUUUGCCCUGAGGGGCAUCAGCCGUUCUACAUACAAAUCCGCAGACGUAACACAUCAGCAGCGUAGUUCAGAAUGUUUUUUCUUGUUUGUGACAACUUACUGUUACAGAAUUUCAAUGUAAACAUAAACAAUAGGUUGCUGUUAAUAGUCAAAAGCCUGCAAGUGAGUUGCCUCAGCACUUCAAAAGGCUCUCAGUCAUUUGUAAAGGCAUUCAUCGUGACUGAAUGGGUUUCAAUAGUCAAAGGAAUUCAAACUCUUUAAUUGCUUUACGCGUGCGCCUUGUAGAGGCAAUUGGAGUCGUAUUAAUUGGUUCUGCUGGAGAACUUUGUGUCAAACUGUUGUACAGUUACAGUAGUUCAGGAUGUCUGUUACCAAUUGUAAGGAAUAAAAUCUUGCCUGUGCCCGUUGUCUCAAACCGAAGUAGAAGCAUUAACAACCUGAUGACCUUUGGCGGAUCUUAACUCACAACGCUGGGAGUACUUCUUUCUCUCAAUCUGCUGUCAAAGUUAUAUUUACUGCUUUCUCAGCACUAAUUGGUCUUAACUUGUUUAGGAGCCGUGUUUUUAAUUGUGCUUAAAGGGAUAAAAUUGCUCUGAACAAGCAGCUUUACAAAGUUGUAGUUGAAAUUCGCUACACUGGCUUGUGUCACUUUUAACAGCUUUUUAGCAAUAAUUGUUACAAAAGCGAUGCAGCUGUAAAGAAAACAUGUUGGUUAACAUCCAGUAGGUUAAGUAUAACUUCACUUAGACCCGUAGGUUUAAGACCUGUUAAAUUUUUGGGACUUGCUUCCACCUGCCAUCUUUUUCAUCAAUAGGUUAUCAUGCUUUAAAAUCAAGAGAAGUUUAGAUAAUCUAUAAGAAACCGUAGGACUUCAGAUUUGUUUUGAAUCUGGGAGUACUUCAGAGAGGUUUUCACGUGUUGCGGUCUGGAGGUGUUCAUCAUGUAAAAAGUGCAUUUCAACGAGUUCUUUUUGCUGUUUUUUUUCAAAUCUCACAUGUUUUAACGUUUUGUUUUUCGAGGGACCAGGAAGGAGAACACAGUCAGUUAAAACACUACAGUACUGCAUUUGAUGUAUAAUUUGUGUUUUUCUCACAUGGAUAGUCUUUACUUUGUUAACGUCGGGACACUUCCAGCGGUCACACUACUGAAAUUGCAUCUUCAGUCACAGAAAGAAAGUCACAGUGAUCUCAAUCACUUUAAUAAUGUUCAUGCGACACAAUUGUUUUCUCUCCCAGGAAUCACCACACACUGUCUUUACAAAAAACACUAAAGUUGUCCUAUUUAUUUAAAUGCAGAGCUGUUAUUUGGGCCUUAAUCCCUAUUCAAGACAGACUCGUUGUAAAAUAAAUUAUUUAUUAAAAUAUGGUUUCAUUCAGAUUUAAGGGUGCAGACUAAAUUUGAAUCAAAUACUGUGAAUAUUAAGUGGGUUUUCUAUCCCUCACUGCGUGACAUGCCAUAAGUUCCAAAUCACAACAUGUAAAAAAAUAAAUAUCACAUUAUCACGGCCUAAUUCUAGUACCCGGAAAUAUGGAUCAAAAGCGAAUUAGGAAUAUGAAGUAUGAUUAUUUUUCAUUGUAUAUUUUGCUCGGUUUCACUGGUGGGGAUUGUCUUGUCUUCAUUGAGUAUUUUUUUUUUGCACUUUUGUCUUUUUUACAUUUUAUUUGUAAACACUCUGUAAAGAUGUACAUUUUAGAAAGUUAUUCUUGUAUGUAAUAGGUAUGCUUUAUCAUGGUGUAAUGUUAAGUUAAGUACUGUAUUUUUUUAACUGCCUAGUUGUUAUCGCUCAACAUUGUAUUGCAGGUAAUAAAUUGAUUAAAUUCA